AUGCGCUCUGAGCACCCCGCACACGAGGCCGACACUGUCAUCCGCCACGGCCGUGUUCAGGGUGGUCUCCAGCCCACGCGUGCGUUCGGUGACGCCGUCUACAAGUGGACGACGAAGGAGGGCGAGCAGAUCGCCGAUGGCAUGCGCGCCGCCGGCCAGCCCAAGACGCGCAACAUUCGCCCGUGGAACUUUACCCCUCCUUACGUUACCGCCCGCCCGGAGGUGACCCACCGCCAGCUCGUCAACAGCAAGGGCGAGAAGAUGCGCUUCGUCAUCCUUGCUACUGACGGACUAUGGGACCGCCUGACCUCUGAGGAGGCUGCCGCGCUUGUUGCAUCCUUCAUGACGCAGCCCAAGCGCGACGAUGUCCCUAAGACGGAGCUGCCGAAGGAGCUCAAGCUGACGACCACCGAGCCCCGGCCAUUCCCCGUCCAGCCUCUGCCCGGAACAGCAGACCGCGCCAGCGGCGAGUGGGCGUUCGAGGGCGACGACAAUGCCGCGACCCACCUCAUCCGCAACGCCUUUGGAGGCGGCGACCGCAAGGAGCGCUCCGAGCUGCUCAGUCUGCACGGAAAGGCGUCCCGAUACUUCCGUGACGAUGUCACUGUCUCGCGUCAUCCGACCAUCGCUGCGUCGACACUCACUCCCGCGUUAUCCAUCUCGAGAAUUCCGCACACACUUUCGAGACCUUUCAUCAAACGAUACUCCAGUCCGCACACACAGCCUUCUCGCAUGGACGACCUCCUCGACCUCAGCUGGUCCGACAAGCCGGCGUCUGGCUCCUCCACUUCGGGCGGGGCAAAGCCGCCGUCGGGCGCUGGCGCAUUCGACUUCCUUUCGAAGCCGGCGAACCCGAGUGCGCCGAACUAUUCUGGCCGGUCGACCCCGCUUGUCCCGAGUCCACGGCCAGGGAGUGCGGCCGGAUUACAGGGACGAAAUGGAACGAACGGCACCUCGACACCAGCCAUGGGCUCUGGUCAGCGCACACCUGCUAUGGGAGCCAGUGCGCCCAAGCCUGCGAUCGGCGGCGACGCCUUCAGCGAUCUGCUGGGUGGAUCUAGCAGCCCCGCGUCUUCGGGCAAGAACUUGAGCAUGGCGGAGCGUGCUGCCAAGCUCGCUGCCGAGAAGGCGGAGAAGGAGCGGCGCGAACGGGAACAAUGGGGCGGCUUCCUCGAUGGCUUCGAUGCGCCCAAGCCCGCGAGCCCGGCCCCAGUGAAGCCUUCGAGUCCUGCGCCCUCCCAUCCCAUGCUCGCCCCGAAGCCGCAGCCCGCUGUUGCGCGUACUGCCUCACAUCUCUCCGCACGAACAUCGCCUUCGCCCAGCUCAACGACUUCGGCGCCCAAAGCCGGCUCUUUCUGGGACUCGGAUAUGGCCAAGUCCGCGACACCCGCCAACGACGACCACGACGAUCUCGAUGACUUCCUCGGCGGCAGCUCGAAGCCGACCCAGGUGAACCCGACCGGCGGAGAUCUCCUGGGAGGUACCACGGGAAGCGGCUCCAAGUCGUCUGGCCCGUCUGAUCCAUGGGACCUUGACGCCCUCGCGGCGUCGGUGCCGUCUGCCUCGGACAAGCCGGCAGAGGAGAGAAAUGACCGGCCAUCAGACUUUGAUUAUGGCAAUGACUUUGCCGAGGACGACGAUGAUCUCCUCGGAGGUCUUGGGAGCACGUCAGCUAUCGUGGAGAUGGGUUUCUCGCCCGCUCAGGCCCGCGCUGCUCUGGCUGCCACGCCGACGGGUCUGGACGUCCAGGCUGCGAUCGAGUCGCUCGUCGGAGGAAGUGGUGGCGGUGGUCGGGACGAGGAACUGGAGAUGGACGACGAGCGUGUUGCCCGUGAGAUGCAGGCGCGCGAGGAGCGCGAGGCUGAGCGGAGAGCCCGGCAUGCGGCCCGCCGCGCUGGUCCUUCACGCGACUCUGUGCGCCGACAGGCCCAGCCGGCGGACGAGCACCGCGACCAGCGUGAUCAGCCGGUUGAUCAGGCUGAGCGCCUGAUGGCCCAGGCGUCUGAGAUCGGGUCAAACAUGCUGUUCAAGGCGACAAGUCUGUGGAACACCGGCAAGGAGCGCGCAAUGAAGGCGUAUGAAGAGCAGAGGAAGGCAUACGAGGAGCAGCAGGCCGCGAAGCGGCGUCCUGCUGACGGACGGCCGCGCUGGAUGGUCGAGGCGGAGGAGGCGCAGCGUGCGGAGGCAAACGGCCCUGGUGAUCAGCAAGAGGUGUCCGGCGGCGGGUUCCAGGACUCGGACGACGAGGCUGAGACGCGGCGUACGCAGCAUUCGCAGACUGCCCAGGCUGCGCGACCCAAACCGGUGCCGCAGCCGAGCAUGACGGCUAGGGAACGGGCGGACCUGCUGUUCGCCGAGGAGCCGAAGCCACCUCCCCCUGCACGCCAGCUCGUGCCUGCGACCGAGGCGCAAACCUCUGCCGCAGCCCAGCACAAGGCGAAGGGCAAUGAGCACUUCAAGCUCGGUCGGUUCACGGAGGCGGAGGUGGCGUACUCUGCUGCGAUCUCGGCGCUGCCAGCGGGCCACAUCCAGCUCGUGCCGCUCCACAACAACCGUGCGGCGACCUGGCUCAAGCUCGGCGAGUCGACCAAGGCGAUCCAGGACUGCGGCGUCGUCAUCGACCUCGUCGGGCCCAAGUACCACCCGAGCAGAGAGGCGCCGCUUCCGGCGGACUGCGACGUCAAGCUCGGUGAUGCGCUGGUCAAGGCGACCUCAAAGCGCGCCCAGGCGCACGAGAUGGGCGAGAAGUGGCGUCAGGCGCUGGACGACUGGGAGCGUGUGAUGGGAUACGACGCCGCUCUCGGCGGGCAGGGAAGCAAGGCGCAGGCGAGUGAGGGUAUCAAGCGUGCCAAGGCGAUGCUGGACCCGACACCGAAGGCGACGCCCAAGCCCUCGAAGCCGUCUACGCCGCGCCCGCCCUCGCGCCCCGCAGAUGUGGGCAAGUCUGCCGCCGUCGCGGAGCUGCGCAAGGCCGCCCAGCAGCAGGAGAAGGAGGAUGAGGCACGCCUGGCUGUCAAGGACGCAGUGGACGCCAAGCUCGACGCCUGGCGCAAGGGCAAGGAAACCAACCUCCGUGCGCUGCUUUCUAGCCUCCAGCUCGUGCUCUGGGAGCCCGUGCUGCUCAAGGUCGGCAUGCACGAGCUCGUCACCGACAAGCAGGUCAAGAUCAAGUACAUGAAGGUCAUUGCUCGCUUGCACCCGGACAAGCUCGCGGGUAUGAACACGACGCCGGAGCAGCGUCUGCUCGCGAACGGCGUUUUUGGCCAGCUCAGCGAGGCAUGGGCCGCGUUCAACCAGUAA
Molecule: messenger RNA, 3300 nt
Organism: Trichosporon asahii var. asahii CBS 2479
Lineage: Eukaryota; Fungi; Basidiomycota; Tremellomycetes; Trichosporonales; Trichosporonaceae
Product: ER organization and biogenesis-related protein
Exons: 6
Coding region: 1-3300 (1099 amino acids)
Biological process (GO): clathrin-dependent endocytosis; clathrin coat disassembly
Cellular component (GO): vesicle; intracellular membrane-bounded organelle; cytoplasm
Molecular function (GO): clathrin binding
Source: RefSeq, a predicted model, not a curated record